Messenger RNA from Iphiclides podalirius (scarce swallowtail), 384 nucleotides. The record is from the annotation of a GenBank genome assembly. NCBI's taxonomy places the organism in Eukaryota, Metazoa, Arthropoda, Insecta, Lepidoptera, Papilionidae.
AUGACACCAAAUGAACCCUCAACCUCUCCCGUGAAGGUAAGAAGGGUCCCACUGUACCCAGGUUUCCCAGAGUUGGCGCGAUCGGACGUCAGCAUUUAUCCUAGUUACACUAAAUUGUCAUUGGCAUAUCUUGUAGUUUGCCGCCAUCGCUACCACUGGGCAAAGGUUGCCCAACGCAAACAAUUCAUGAAAGAGCUUCAUAGUUUUGAACGUCUCCAGCCAAAUGCUCUGGAUGGUGUAAGAGUACAUCGCGAAUUUUCUCAGGGAAUCCUGUCUCAUAAGAUACCUCCACGACGUUAUAUACAAAAACUGUCUAAAGAUCCAUUGAAUUCUCACCAGAGGAUGAGAGUUGAAGAAAUAAUAAGUGGCAGGGUGAAUUUCAAA